Apaloderma vittatum (bar-tailed trogon) is the source of this 1108-nucleotide messenger RNA. RefSeq names its product DEP domain-containing mTOR-interacting protein. The transcript has 8 exons. NCBI's taxonomy places the organism in Eukaryota, Metazoa, Chordata, Aves, Trogoniformes, Trogonidae. The annotation marks the transcript as partial. Gene Ontology annotation, biological process: negative regulation of TOR signaling; intracellular signal transduction. The record is from RefSeq and is a predicted model, not a curated record. Gene Ontology annotation, molecular function: protein binding.
GCUCCGACUGCAUGAAGAAAAAGUCAUUAAAGAUCGGCGUCACCACCUUAAGACGUACCCAAACUGCUUCGUUGCCAAAGAACUCAUUGACUGGCUGAUUGACCAUAAAGAGGCCUCAGACCGAGACACAGCAAUUAAACUGGUGCAGAAAUUACUGGAUCACAGCAUUAUUCACCAUGUCUGUGAUGAGCAUAAGGAAUUCAAGGAUGUCAAACUAUUCUACCGCUUCCGAAAAGACGAUGGGACAUUUCCAUUGGACAAUGAGGUGAAGGUGUUCAUGAGAGGACAAAGACUUUAUGAAAAGCUGAUGAGCUCUGAAAAUACCCUUUUGCAAGCCAGGGAAGAGGAAGGAGUCAAGUACGAACGGACCUUUGUGGCAUCAGAGUUCAUUGAGUGGCUGAUCCAGGAAGGAGAGGCCACAACACGGGCUGAAGCGGAGCAGCUCGGCCGCAGGCUUUUGGAGCACGGGAUUAUACAGCACGUGUCCAACAAGCACCAUUUUAUGGACAGCAACUUGCUCUACCAGUGCCGAAUGAAUUUCCGCCGGCGGCGGCGAUUAAUGGAGCUCCUCACUGAGAAAUCUCGCUUGAUGCCAGAAAGCCAUGACAGUCCAUUUUGCUUGCGCAAGCAGAACCAUGACAACAGAAAACACACCAGUUUUCUCUCAGUGAGUCCCACCAAGGAGAUCAAGAUCGUGUCGGCGGUCCGGAGGAGCAGCAUGAGCAGCUGUGGCAGCAGCGGGUACUUCAGCAGUAGCCCCACGCUCAGCAGCAGCCCCCCCGUGCUCUGCAAUCCGAAAUCCGUAUUAAAGAGACCUGUGACUGCUGAUGAGCUCUUGGUGCCUGGAGCCCCAUACGUAAGAAAGACUUUUACGAUCGUCGGUGAUGCGGUGGGCUGGGGCUUUGUGGUGAGGGGGAGCAAGCCCUGCCACAUCCAGGCCGUGGACCCCAGUGGGCCGGCAGCCGCAGCUGGGAUGAAGGUUUGCCAGUUUGUCGUAUCUGUCAAUGGCCUCAAUGUUCUCCACGUGGAUUACAGGACAGUGAGCAACCUCAUCCUGACUGGCCCUCGAACAAUUGUGAUGGAAGUGAUGGAAGAAAUAGAAUCCUGA